AUGAAGAAUGAGAUCAAGAAGAUAAAUCACGUGAGUAAUAAUAGCAAGCAGAAGAAGAUCAAGAAUGAGAUCAAGAAGAUAAAUCACGUAAGUAAUAAUAACAAGCAAAAGAAGAUCAAGAAGGAGAUCAAGAAGAUAAAUCACGUGAGUAAUAAUAGCAAGCAGAAGAAGAUGAAGAAUGAGAUCAAGAAGAUAAAUCACGUAAGUAAUAAUAGCAAGCAGAAGAAGAUCAAGAAUGAGAUAAAGAAGAUAAAUCACGUAAGUAAUAAUAACAAGCAAAAGAAGAUCAAGAAGGAGAUCAAGAAGAUAAAUCACGUGAGUAAUAAUAGCAAGCAGAAGAAGAUCAAGAAUGAGAUCAAGAAGAUAAAUCACGUAAGUAAUAAUAACAAGCAAAAGAAGAUCAAGAAGGAGAUCAAGAAGAUAAAUCACGUGAGUAAUAAUAGCAAGCAGAAGAAGAUGAAGAAUGAGAUCAAGAAGAUAAAUCACGUAAGUAAUAAUAACAAGCAAAAGAAGAUCAAGACGGAGAUCAAGAAGAUAAAUCACAUAAGUAAUAAUAACAAGCAAAAGAAGAUCAAGAAGGAGAUCAAGAAGAUAAAUCACGUGAGUAAUAAUAGCAAGCAGAAGAAGAUCAAGAAUGAGAUUAAGAAGAUAAAUCAUGUGAGUAAUAAUAGCAAGCAGAAGAAGAAGAUCAAGAAUGAGAUCAAGAAGAUAAAUCACGUGAGUAAUAAUUGCAAGCAGAAGAAGAACAAGAAUGAGAUCAAUAAGAUAAAUCACAAGAAGAAGAUCAAGAAUGAGAUCAAGAAGAUAAAUCACGUGAGUAAUAAUAGCAAGCAGAAGAAUAAGAUCAAGAAUGAGAUCAAGAAGAUAAAUCACGUGAGUAAUAAUAGCAAGCAGAAGAAGAUCAAGAUUGAGAUAAAGAAGAUAAAUCACUUGAGUAAUAAUAACAAGCAGAAGAAGAUCAAGAAUGAGAUAAAGAAGAUAAAUCACUUGAGUAAUAAUAGCAAGCAGAAGAAGAUCAUGAAUGAGAUCAAGAAGAUAAAUCAUGUAAGUAAUAAUAACAAGCAAAAGAAGAUCAAGAAGGAGAUCAAGAAGAUAAAUCACGUGAGUAAUAAUAGCAAGCAGAAGAAGAUGAAGAAUGAGAUCAAGAAGAUAAAUCACGUAAGUAAUAAUAACAAGCAAAAGAAGAUCAAGAAGCAGAUCAAGAAGAUAAAUCACGUAAGUAAUAAUAACAAGCAAAAGAAGAUCAAGAAGAUAAAUCACGUGAGUAAUAAUAGCAAGCAGAAGAAGAUCAAGAAUGAGAUUAAGAAGAAAAAUCAUGUGAGUAAUAAUAGCAAGCAGAAGAAGAAGAUCAAGAAUGAGAUCAAGAAGAUAAAUCACGUGAGUAAUAAUAGCAAGCAGAAGGAGAAGAUCAAGAAUGAGAUCAAGAAGAUAAAUCACGUGAGUAAUAAUAGCAAGCAGAACAAGAAGAUCAAGAAUGAGAUCAAGAAGAUAAAUCACGUGAGUAAUAAUAGCAAGCAGAAGAAGAUCAAGAAUGAGAUCAAGAAGAUAAAUCACGUGAGUAAUAAUAGCAAGCAGAAGAAGAUGAAGAAUGAGAUCAAGAAGAUAAAUCACGUGAAUAAUAAUAGCAAGCAGAAGAAGAUCAAGAAUGAGAUCAAGAAGAUAAAUCACAAGAAGAAGAUCAAGAAUGAGAUUAAGAAGAUAAAUCACGUGAGUAAUAAUAGCAAGCAGAAGAAGAUCAAGAAUGAGAUCAAGAUGAUAAAUCACGUGAGUAAUAAUAGCAAGCAGAAGAAGAUCAAGAAUGAGAUCAAGAAGAUAAAUCACGUGAGUAAUAAUAGCAAGCAGAAGAAGAUCAAGAAUGAGAUCAAGAUGAUAAAUCACGUGAGUAAUAAUAGCAAGCAGAAGAAGAUCAAGAAUGAGAUCAAGAAGAUAAAUCACAAGAAGAAGAUCAAGAAUGAGAUUAAGAAGAUAAAUCACGUGAGUAGUAAUAGCAAGCAGAAGAAGAAGAUCAAGAAUGAGAUUAAGAAGAUAAAUCACGUGAGUAAUAAUAGCAAGCAGAAGAAGAAGAUCAAGAAUGAGAUCAAGAAGAUAAAUCACGUGAUAUUUAAGUCCAAGCAGAAGAUCAAGAAUGAGAUUAAGAAGAUAAAUCACAAGAAGAAGAUCAAGAAUGAGAUUAAGAAGAUAAAUCACGUGAGUAGUAAUAGCAAGCAGAAGAAGAAGAUCAAGAAUGCGAUUAAGAAGAUAAAUCACGUGAGUAAUAAUAGCAAGCAGAAGAAGAUCAAGAAUGAGAUCAAGAAGAUAAAUCACGUGAGUAAUAAUAGCAAGCAGAAGAAGAAGAUCAAGAAUGAGAUUAAGACGAUAAAUAGGAAGAUUUUUUGGGAAGACGAUGAAGAAAACAAAGCUGAUGAUAUAAAGAAUGAGAUCAAGAAGACUAACAAGAAGAUGACAUGGAAGAUACAUAGCGAGAUAAAUGAGAAGAUACAAACUAAGAUGAAGGAGGAGACGAAUGGGAAGAUACGGAGAAGAUAA
This is a messenger RNA of Petromyzon marinus (sea lamprey), 2526 nucleotides long. Lineage: Eukaryota; Metazoa; Chordata; Hyperoartia; Petromyzontiformes; Petromyzontidae. The record is from RefSeq and is a predicted model, not a curated record.